AUGAAAUCUGAAUUAUUAGAAAGUUCAAAGAAGAUAAAGAUUCAAUGCCAAUCUUCUUUACUUUUCGUGGAGGAUGAAGAGUAUGAUUAUCAUCAUCUCAUUAGAGAUACUUGUGUAUUCAGUGUCUAUCCUUCAACUUCUACCAAUAAUAGCAUUACUCUUGUUAUUGAUGCAAGUGUUAUAGAUAAAUGCAUCACGACAGCCACCAACAAAGAGAAAGCAAAACAAACACUCGAAUUGAUCGAGCAACUCUGGAGUAGAUACAGAAUACAUAUCAAGUGCUCGCUAAGAUGCUUGCAAACUUCAGUACUCGAAUUCAUCCAACGAAUGAAUAAACCGAUCGACAUUGAAACUUGUGGUGUUACAGGACAUAUAUUGGUGGAUGUUAUCGAUCGAUUUCCAGAAUUCACAGCAACCAAUUUGGAAGAGCUCAUCGAUAAUCCUGGGGAAUAUGAUCUACUAAACAAUCGACACCUUAAGAGACUCGACUGUUCUUCAGAGUACCAAAUCACAAAGGAAUUAUCUAUUCGCUCGACCUAUUCAUUGACUAGUUUCCAUUAUGAACUAUAUAAUAGAGUCGAGAAUGUAGAUUGUGAAGUUAGAUUUCUCAAACAAUGUCCUCAUCUUUCUAAAUUUAAACUUUACAUGUCAUAUGAAAUCGUUUGCAUCGAAUCGUUGGUCGAGUUUAUCUCAGAGUCGAAAACUCUCAAGAAUGUUGUAUUUCUCCAUGACUUUGAUGAUUCUAUUGUAUCUGCUUUCAUGAUGAACAGCAACCUCAGAAAAUUAAGAUUUUCUAAUCCUCGACAACACACCAAAAGCAAUUGGAAAAUUAACAAACAAUUACCAACAAUCAUAAAUACAACACUAAGAUCUUUAGAUUUUACAGUCAGACUUAGUUCAAUUGAUAUCGAUGAUUAUCAAAUCUAUAUAGAGCCAACCAAAUAUUUUGUUAAUCUUCAAACUUUGAAACUGGCAAUGCUUACUAUCAAUAGUCAUGAUCAAUGGUUACAAUCACUUGGUAGCCAUACAACAGUUCAAUAUCUCUCUAUCUCUCAUGUACAUAUGCUACGGUGUCCAAGUGAUUAUCAUAGUAGUAAUGUAUUCAAACAGAUUCUCACAGAUAGUACGACACUUAGACGUUUGUCAUUACAUGAUAACUUCUUUGAAUCAUUCAAUGAUCUCGAUCAUUUCAUUCAUUUAGUACAUGAAAGUAAAUCAUUAGAGAUACUUCAUAUCAACUCAAAGAAAUACGAUUACCUUAUCUCCAAUCUGAAACAAUUCGAAUAUAUUAGUUCAAAUAGAUAUACUGGGCGUGUUUUAAAACAUUAUAUUUUAAUUGAAAAAAUAUCAAAAAAGAUGAAGAUUUAUCUUUUUUUUUUAAUGUUAUUUCUUAUUGGAAUGGUAAUUUGUCAGAGUGAUGACGAUAAUGAAGUUUGUGGACCUGUUUCACUUACAAUAAAGCCAGAAGAUAAAAAGUAUUACAAUGUUAAUCUCAAAGGAAAGAUGUGUUACAAACAUUUCUAUUUCAAAUUCUACCAAAGUGAUAUGGAGUAUUUUGAACUCUAUAAUCCAUGGAUCAACAGAGAAAUGAAUGUAGACUCUAUUUUAAUUGUCACCAAUAAUACUAAAUUGAAACUAAUCAAAAAUAUGGUGUUUAUUAAAGAUACCGAUGGUCUCUAUGAAAUAUUUAUAGUGCCCAGACAUUAG
Molecule: messenger RNA, 1707 nt
Organism: Heterostelium album PN500
Lineage: Eukaryota; Evosea; Eumycetozoa; Acytosteliales; Acytosteliaceae
Exons: 2
Coding region: 1-1707 (568 amino acids)
Source: RefSeq, a predicted model, not a curated record